CCCUUCGCCGUGGCAAGAUCGCAAGACUCCGACCGGGAACACCUUUUUCUUGACUGGUUUGUUCAAGCGCAAGCGACAUCCUCUAAGGAGACCUGCACUACUCGUUCAGGUUGCACGCUUCCUUUUCUUUUUCACCCAAGCCACACCAAGAGGACUCGUCCACCCACCUUACCAAGCGCCCCACCAAGAAACACCACCUCCGCGGACAACCCCUCCAAAGAUCGGUCAAGAUGUUAAAGAUCUGGUCUAUGAAGAAGGAGCAGCAGAAGGCUGAAAAUGCCGACACUGCGGGAGGUAAGAAGAAGAAGGUGACGGCUGCGCAACUGCGGGUGCAGAAAGAUCUGUCGGAGCUAUCCCUCGGUUCGACAAUGAAGACGGACUUCCCGGACCCCGACGAUAUUCUUCACUUCACGCUGACGAUCGAGCCCGACGAGGGCAUGUACCGGACCGGGCGGUUCACGUUUACGUUCGACAUCAACCAAAACUUCCCUCACGAGCCGCCAAAAGUCCGGUGCAAGGAGAAGAUCUACCACCCUAACAUUGAUCUCGAAGGCAAGGUUUGCCUUAACAUCCUGCGUGAGGACUGGAAGCCUGUUCUCAAUUUAAAUGCGGUCAUCGUCGGACUCCAGUUUCUCUUCCUCGAGCCUAAUGCUUCCGAUCCCCUGAACAAGGAGGCCGCUGAGGACCUCCGACUCAACCGGGAAGGGUUCAAGCGAAACGUCCGGACCGCGAUGGGCGGUGGUACCGUCAAGGGCCAGGGCUACGAUCGUGUGCUGAAAUAAGGCCAACGACGGCCUUUGAGUGUCUGCUACCUCUGCGGGCUUGCGGUCGAUAUAACCCUCCUGGACGAGACAGGAGACGGCAAGCCGCUUUGAUACCACAGACGGGCAGGCAGGCAGAGCAGUUUGGGCGACGAGUGCAGUGGAAAUGCGCAUUUGGAAGGUCGGUGGGCAUAAGCACAAAAGCAAGACAUCAUCGUCCGGCGUUCAAGGGGAAAGGAAUAUCAAGUUACAGAGAGGACAACUAUCGGGCGAGACAUGCAGUCCAGGUAGUUAGAGAGCAGGAUGUCUGGGAGAGGCGUAUGGACUCGGUCCAGGGGUUCAGACAUGCGGAAGGAAAGUAGGUAGGGUAAGCUACACGUGGCGCCGCUUGGACGAGACAGGGACAAGUAGAAGAUGAUUUACGGAAUGCAAAGAGCGUUGCUGCGUUACGGCGUCGAAGGAACAAGCGAAGCGACAUGGCAACGAAAGCCAAUCAACGGGGCGUACAUUAGCAAGCCGCGGAGUGAGAGAGCAAGCAAUGCUGCAAGGGAGUCACAGCUCCCCGAGAAAGGAGUCAUACGUUACUAGCAGCGCCGGUGACCGGUAUGCGUCAACGGCCGCAGCCGGCAGCCCAGUUGUCGGUGAGAUUCUGCCCG
Colletotrichum destructivum is the source of this 1417-nucleotide messenger RNA. RefSeq names its product Putative ubiquitin-conjugating enzyme E2, ubiquitin-conjugating enzyme/RWD. The coding region runs from base 231 to 782 and encodes 183 amino acids. Lineage: Eukaryota; Fungi; Ascomycota; Sordariomycetes; Glomerellales; Glomerellaceae. The transcript has 4 exons. The record is from RefSeq and is a predicted model, not a curated record.